AUGAAGAUUGAAUACAACCCAAUUCCCUUUGACCACACAUACAUCUUGUACGACCCCAAAGAUGUGAUAUCGGUGUUGUCGGUGCAUUUCUCACUCCUCCCCAUCUACACAAUGGUCUUCUACACGUCGUGGUUCUUGUUGACUCGCGAGAUUGAGCCCGUGAUAGUGGUGGGGGGCCAUCUUGUCGGUGAGAUAACCAACAAGAUUAUCAAGCGAAUUGUGAAGCAACCCAGACCAGACUUCCACAAGGAAUUUGGUUCUGGAUCAUACUCACUCUCAUACGGGAUGCCACUGGCCCAUUCCCAAUUUAUGGGGUUCUUUGCUGCAUAUUUUGUUUGUAUUGUUCUUUUCAAAAUAAGCCAUUUUCAAACUAGUCAAAAGCUUAUUGGAUGUUUAGUUCUUAUCAUUUCGUCAGUUCUUGUGGCCUUUUCUAGAGUCUAUCUCUACUACCACACGACUCAACAGGUACUUGUUGGUGCUCUUUUUGGUGCCAUGUUGGGGUUGAUUUACUUUGUCAUCAUUGCCAUUGCUCGUGAUGUGGGGUUCAUCGAUUGGAUCUUGUCUUGUCCAAUCCUUCGUUAUUUCUACAUAAAGGACUCAUAUUUCCAUUGUUAUCUGACAUUUAAAGACGAGUACUCUAUCUAUUUACAAGGAAAGAUGAGCGGUCGUUCCGUUGGAAAGGUUUAA
This is a messenger RNA of [Candida] anglica, 687 nucleotides long. NCBI's taxonomy places the organism in Eukaryota, Fungi, Ascomycota, Pichiomycetes, Serinales, Debaryomycetaceae. The record is from the annotation of a GenBank genome assembly.